Molecule: messenger RNA, 681 nt
Organism: Pichia membranifaciens NRRL Y-2026
Lineage: Eukaryota; Fungi; Ascomycota; Pichiomycetes; Pichiales; Pichiaceae
Exons: 1
Coding region: 1-681 (226 amino acids)
Source: RefSeq, a predicted model, not a curated record
AUGUCCACCGUCGUCAUUAUCAACACCAAUUCGCCCCUUGGGCUCGCCACGAUCCGCAGCGCCUGCCGCCAGGGGCUGGACGUGGUGUCUCUCUCCGUGAAGGGCCACGCCGAGCACAUCGGGCGUCUCCCGUACACAAACCCGGAGCUUGACGGCCGUGUGCGCUAUGUCUACGCCGAUGAGGCGGAUCUGCAGGACCCGGCGGCGGUUGUGGAGCGGUCCGGGCUGCUGGACGGCCUUGCCACGGUGGAGCUGCUCGUGACGCUCAACGCCACGGAGGACGUGUUUGAGAAGUGGGACCUCGUGUUGGUGGAGGAGCUUUUCCGGCGCCAGGUGCUCACGGCCCGGUCUGCGGUCGUCGUGGGCAGAAGCUCCGACAAGACGAUCUACACCACGAACGGCGCCCUCGAGCGGUACGUGGAGCGGGUGGCUCAGAAGCUCAGCGCCGGCGGCGUCUACGUGGGCAACCUCGUGCAGCUGGGCGCCAUGGCUGGGGACGAGGACUACGUGGCAGAGAGCAUCACGGGCGAGCUGCUCCGCAACGACUUCCGGGUCGCCAAGGUGGACUCCGUGGCUGCGCUUCUUUCGUACCUCGUGUUCUACCUCCUCCCGGGUCUGAUGCUCGGCUACGCCGUCGACGCCAAACGCUACCUUGGCGGCUCCAAGAGCAAAAGCGACUGA